GGAAGCGAUCGACCGGCCGCCGUUACUGAUUACUGGAAUUACUGGUAAGACAUGGAGGGCAUAAUCGAUCGAUCAUGAUAUCAUGAUAUGAUCAAAAGGUUUGCGAUCAUAUAUUUGCAUCAUCAAAUAUCGGCAUCGACUACAUCGAUACAUCAACAUCAUCAGCUUGGAAGUAUGACCCGGGUCUACCUAGAUAUUGCUGUCGGCUCCCAAUCCGCUUACGACGCCGCCAUCAUCGAACACCUCCGUGGGAUCGGCUGGUUGAUCAAGAACGCUUCGACCUAUGGUCUACCUUCGACCGUCGAUGAGCUGGAUGAGGUUGGGAGAGAGACGGUAGAGAGCUGCUUUACUGGAGAAUUCCCAGGCGUGAAAUGUCGUCUAGACCCUCCAGAAUCACUCAUCAUCGGUCGACUGCAUUUCGACCUCUCCUCUUCUCCUAACCUAGUCAAACAGACCGAAAACUUCAUCUACCUCCUAACAGCCCAAAAGUCCCCAGGUCGGAACAAGAAGGGCCUGUGUUACAAGGAUACGCCGAUGCACCGGUUCGUAGAAGGUUUCGUGCUACAAGGAGGGGAUGUGACUAGGGGGGAUGGGAGUGGGGGGGAAAGUAUUUACGGCGGAACCCUCCCAGACCCGAAACCGCCUCACCAACCCCACACCUACGGCUCCCUCUCCUACGCAUCCUCCUCCUCCAAGAACUCCUCCACCUCUCAAUUCUUCAUUACCCUCACUCCCAACACGCCAGCUGGGAUAGCCGAGAGGAAGAAGAAAUUGGAUAACAAGUAUUAUCCCUUCGGACAGCUUGUUAGUGAGGACGAAGCGCUGCUGAAGAAGUUGGAGGAGAGGUUGGGAGGCCAGGUGGGGUGGGAUGGAUUGGCGGCGAGGGGGGAGAGGUGUUGGGUGGCGGAAUGUGGGGUUUGUUGAGGUUGGAUACGAAGGACAGAGGUCAUGACAUUAGGAGCACGUGCGGUGGGCUCAUCAUUGCGCUGCCAGAGGCCUGAGGGUGUUGCGGUAUCGUUAUCGGAUACUAUACUUUCGGCCUGUUCGUUUGACAGAGCAACGGUAGCGAGGGUCCGCCCCUGGCCCCUGAACCGAUUGUCGUUCUGUUCACCAGUGGAGGUCCUCUCAAGUCUACGAGGGGUUACUGAACCUCAGACUUACGACAGCAGCGAGAAUUAUUUGACGGUUGAGGGACAUGGGGAACAAGGGCAUGAGACCUAGCCUUGAUGCGAAUUGCAUCGUCGCAGUUAGCGCCACGCUUGGUGUGGGGAAGUCCGCUGCCACUACAACCCAUGUUUCCGGGAAUGUAAAUAUCACCCCGAGCUUUGUGAACUACGCGAAGAAGGUCUACCCAUUGUCAGCGUUCUUUUGUAUC
Messenger RNA from Filobasidium floriforme, 1375 nucleotides. RefSeq names its product cyclophilin-like domain-containing protein. The coding region runs from base 88 to 924 and encodes 278 amino acids. The record is from RefSeq and is a predicted model, not a curated record. Gene Ontology annotation, molecular function: peptidyl-prolyl cis-trans isomerase activity. The transcript has 4 exons. Gene Ontology annotation, biological process: protein peptidyl-prolyl isomerization. Lineage: Eukaryota; Fungi; Basidiomycota; Tremellomycetes; Filobasidiales; Filobasidiaceae.